Messenger RNA from Aspergillus sclerotioniger CBS 115572, 2248 nucleotides. Its product is annotated as signal recognition particle subunit SRP72. The transcript has 5 exons. Bases 242 to 2248 code for a protein of 668 amino acids. Lineage: Eukaryota; Fungi; Ascomycota; Eurotiomycetes; Eurotiales; Aspergillaceae. Gene Ontology annotation, molecular function: 7S RNA binding; protein binding; ribosome binding. Gene Ontology annotation, cellular component: signal recognition particle, endoplasmic reticulum targeting. Gene Ontology annotation, biological process: SRP-dependent cotranslational protein targeting to membrane. The record is from RefSeq and is a predicted model, not a curated record.
CGGGGAGCGCUGCGACCACUGACGCAGAAUUCCCCAAUGGGGAAAUAUCUCGAUCCCGCACACAUGGCCUCCAGCUCGGACUGGCCACCUGGAUGAUCAACCUCGGUCAAUCCAUACUUUCCGAUUUCCUCACCCUUCGUUGGAUGAGAUCUCUUGUCUAAUUCGUUAAUAAUUCCCAUCUCACCGCCGAGCCCUCCCCGGGCCACUCAUCCCGCCCCUCCUGCCAAUUGACACCUCCGCCAUGGCUGCGCAGUCACUCAGCUCGUUGCUGCAACGGGCAUCCAUUGACGACCACGAGGAAGUUCUACAGUCCUCCAACGCUGCGUUGGCCAAGUCCAAGUCCGACCUCCAUGCCCAGCACGCCAAGGCAGUCGCCUUGUUGAAACUAGAUCGCUACGAUGACUGCCUGCGAGUGUUCGAAGAGGCCGGUGAUGGUUUGAAGAAGAGAGCGGCGCUGGAAUAUGCUUACGCACUGUACAAAUGUGGUCAGCUGGAGCCGGCGAUUGAAGUGGUAUCACGCUUGGCUGGCGAGAGAGGUGCACUUCAUUUGGAAGCUCAAGCCAGCUACCGCUCAGAGAAGUUCCGUCGCGCGGCCGAGAUCUACGAAGAAUUGUCGAAAGGCGAGACGUCCUUGUACAAUGAAGAGAACGAUUUGCGCAUCAACUCGUGGGCCACGGAUGCACAGCUGCAAUGGAAGGGAUACCCCGAGUUCGUACGCCACAGCAGGCCGACACGGGAUGAUCUGGAGGCGUUCGAGACAGUCUACAAUGCAGCUUGUUUGAGUAUUGCAAAGGGGGAGUUCCAACAAGGAGAAGUGCUUCUGAAGCGGGCAAAAGAGCUCUGCCGGACAUCGGAGGACCUUACACCCGAAGACAGGGCUGCGGAGCUGCUCCCAAUCGCUGUGCAGCAGUUGUACGUUUUGCUUCGUCAGGGCAAGUCGGAAGAGGCUCAAUCUGUUCUGGAGGAGAUUUCCGUUGGAGAUAUCCCCGAGCUCUCAACGAGAAAGAUCGCGCAAACCAACAUUACCCUUGCUCGUGGCACCACCACCAACCCCUUCGCUCUAUACAAGGCCCUCCACGAAACCCCCGAUUCUGCUGACAGCGACAAGCUCUUCGAGUACCAAGAUAAUAUCGCGACAGGGAACACACACUCGGCAGAUCUUCUCGUCCACAAAUACGAUGGCAUCAUCCGUUCCACAUCGAAGGCACUCGCUCAAGCUGCCUACCCCUCGACGGAACCUCGGGUCAACCUGCUAUCUGUAUACAACGCUGCGGCUCAUGCGCACGGGGAAACGGGCACGAAGGCCCUGAAGCCGAUAUUGGCCGCGCUCGAAAAACGGCCCAAGGACCUUGGUCUAACCCUCACGGCCGUUCAGCUCUAUGUGAGUGCCGGCAACACGACGUCCGCGAUCACCACGCUGGAGCGAACCGUCCAACUGCUCGAUGAAUCCAUCUCCGAACAAGACAAGGAAGUCCGUUUCAACCCCGGCCUGCUAAGCAUUCUGGUUUCUCUUUACAAGCUUGAAGGCCGUAAAGUCCAGAUUAGAGGCGAACUCGCCAAGGCUGCGACGUACUGGCAGAGCCAGGCUGAACCCCCAGCCUCGUUGCUCCGCGCCGCGGCGGCUUCCUUGUUGCAUUCAUCCGAUCGCUCGGACCUGGUGACAGCCGGCGACCUCUUCAAGUCCCUCUACCAGAACGACACGAAUGACCGGUAUGCCGUAGCCGGCUACGUCGCCUCGCAAGCGACGCUCGACUAUUCCAAGGUCCAAGCACAGGUGGACAGUCUCCCGACCGUCGCGGACCUAAUCUCUGGCGUCAACGUUGCCUCUCUCGAAUCUGCCGGCAUCUCCCCAUCCUCCUCUGCCAACGCUGCCGCUGCCGCGGCCAUGGCCGGUGCUCGGAAGCGACCUGCCAACAAAGAUAACCGCGUAACCAAGCGCAUCAGACAGUCACGUCUGCCCAAGGACUACGAUCCCAGCAAGACUGCCGACCCAGAACGCUGGCUCCCGCUUCGCGACCGCUCCAGCUACCGCCCAAGGGCCGGAAGGGCAAGCAGCGCGCUGCGGAGCGGACACAGGGUGGUGUCGUGCACGAGAAGGCUGAGGAGUCGGCCGCUGCGCCCACAAGUCAGCAGCAGAAGCCUCAAGGCGGGGGGCCAGCUCGAAGAAAAAGAAGAAGGGCAAGCGACACGUCUUGCAUUUGCUAGCAGGAUAUACCACAGGAAGUUUGUUGUUGCACAAAGCAUGUAG